AGAAUAACAUAAUAAAAAUUUUAUAUACAAGAAGCGAUACUAUAUCAGUAAUAAGUAUUUUAUCAUAUAAACAUUUCCUCAUGAGAAGGACAUACCUAACCUCUAAAAUUUAAAUUAAAUAUGGCGCGUCAAAGUGGUAUUUUAGAUUGCGAGAAAAUGCAUAAUUUAUCAGACAAUAAAAAUAUUGACUUAGAUAAUUGUAGAAAAUUAAUAAAAUCGUACAUCGAUUUGCAUCUAUAUAGUGCCGCUUUAUUUUGGGCAGAUAAAGUUGUUUCAUUAAGUAAUGAAGAUCCUAAAGAUGUAUGUACAUUAGCACAUUGUAUGUAUCUAAUGAAACAAUAUCAUAGAGCUGCUCAUCUUAUCAGACGUCGUGGGUUAGAAAAGACAGAUGUAAUGUGUCACUAUUUAACAGUAAGAAGUCUUUUAGAAGCAAAAGAAUAUAAUGAAGCUUUACAAGUUAUUAAUGAAUCAGAAAUAUGUACAAAUAUAACACAAUCAGCUUUUGGAGAUCGAGCAGAUAUAUUAGAAGAUGCACCUAAAAAUGUACAAAGUUCAAUAUUAUAUGUGAAAGGAAGAGUACAUGAAGCUAUGGAUAACAGAGCAGUAGCAACUGAUUGUUAUAAACAAGCUCUACAUUGUGAUGUAUAUUCAUAUCAAGCAUUUGAAGCAUUAGUUCAAAAUCAAAUGCUCUCAGCUGCUGAAGAAAAAGAACUUUUGGAAUCUCUACCUUUUGGUGAACAAUGCACAGAAGCUGAAGCAGAGUUCUUACGGCUAUUAUAUGAAAGUAAAUUGAAAAAAUAUCAAGAACCAUACAAAAAACAAGUCUUAGCAACUUGUAGUGUUAUGGGAGUUCUUGUCACAGACAAGUUAUUAGGUAAUUUGGAUAUGGAAGUUACAGAAGCAGAAAGACUAUAUUAUAAUUGUGAUUAUCAAAAGUGUUUCUCACUUACAGAAAGAAUACUAAAAAAAGACCCAUACCAUAAUUCAUGUUUACCAGUGCACAUUGCUUGCUUAGUAGAAUUAAAAAAAACUAAUGCUUUAUUUUAUUUAGCACAUAAAUUAGUUGACUUAUAUCCAGAUAUGGCCUUAGCAUGGUUUGCAGUUGGAUGUUAUUAUUAUAGUAUAGGAAAAAGUGAUCCAGCACGAAGAUAUUUAGCAAAAGCUACAGCAUUAGACAGACUAUUUGGUCCUGCUUGGUUAGCUUAUGGUCAUUCUUUUGCAGUAGAAAAUGAACAUGAUCAAGCAAUGGCUGCUUAUUUUAAAGCUUCUCAAUUAAUGAAAGGAUGUCACUUGCCUCUUUUAUAUAUUGGACUUGAAUGUGGUUUAACAAAUAAUCUUAAAUUGGCUGAUAAGUUUUUCCAACAAGCUCAGAGUAUAGCUCCAAAUGAUCCAUUUGUUAUACAUGAGAUGGGAGUUAUAUCUUUUUAUAAUUUAGAUUACAAAACUGCUGAACGGCAAUUUAAGGAAGCCAUGAAAAGAAUUCAAGGUGGACUAAAGGAUGUUAUUCUACCUAGUAAAUGGGAAGCACUCCUAAAUAACUUAGGUCAUACUUGUAGAAAAAUGAAGAAAUAUGGAGAGGCUUUAGAAUAUCAUCAACAGGCAUUAAUGUUAAAUCCAUUAAAUGCAUCUACUUAUUCAGCAGUGGGUUUUAUUCAUGCAUUAAUAGGAAAUACACAAGAAGCUGUUGAUGCUUUUCAUCGAGCUCUUGGACUUAGAAGAGAUGAUACUUUUACAACAACUAUGUUAACUUAUGUUAUGGAACAACUUAUAGAAGAAUCACCUCCAUAUCGUGAUGCACCAAUUGAUAUUCCAAAAUAUAAAUAUCCUGCAAACAAACAUCAAGAAACAGACAAUGCAGAACCUUUAGAAAAUACAAAUAAUAUAGCUGAAUCAGCAAAUCAAGAUAUUGAUAAAUUAAGAGUAAAUUUAUUUUCUGGAUGGGGAGAAGAUUCUAACAAAGCUGAUGACAAUACUGCUGAUAAAGUGGAACGCAAUCCUCAAGAUGUGAUUGUGAAUUAUUCCAGUGAUAUUAGUUCUGAAGUUGAAAUGUUAGAUUCAUCAACUGCUCAUAUAGAAUAAAAUAUGCAAAUUUUUUUAUAUGAUAAAUAGAUUUGUCUAUUCAAUAAAAUAAUUGUUUUGCCUUAAA
Messenger RNA from Apis cerana (Asiatic honeybee), 2146 nucleotides. RefSeq names its product cell division cycle protein 16 (gene Cdc16). Gene Ontology annotation, molecular function: protein binding. NCBI's taxonomy places the organism in Eukaryota, Metazoa, Arthropoda, Insecta, Hymenoptera, Apidae. Gene Ontology annotation, cellular component: anaphase-promoting complex; cytoplasm. The record is from RefSeq and is a predicted model, not a curated record. Gene Ontology annotation, biological process: anaphase-promoting complex-dependent catabolic process; positive regulation of mitotic metaphase/anaphase transition; protein ubiquitination.